Molecule: messenger RNA, 472 nt
Organism: Anoplopoma fimbria (sablefish)
Lineage: Eukaryota; Metazoa; Chordata; Actinopteri; Perciformes; Anoplopomatidae
Product: putative ferric-chelate reductase 1
Exons: 5
Coding region: 1-450 (149 amino acids)
Molecular function (GO): oxidoreductase activity, acting on metal ions
Source: RefSeq, a predicted model, not a curated record
AUGAAUCCCUCCUCCUCUCAUCUCCCUAAUUCUCUCCUUGCAGUGACGGUGGAGGUGGUGAAGAACAGCUCCACAGAGUUCCAGGGUUUCCUGUUACAGGCCAGGAGCAGGGAGGGACUCGCUCUGCUCUGGCCUGUAGGGAAGUUCACCAACAUCAGCACCACCCUGUUUACUGCACUGCACUGUAACAACGUGGAGAACUCAACAGUCAGUCAGGCGUCAGGAGUCAGGAAGAAGAAAGUACAGCUGACGUGGGAGGCGCCUAGAAACAGUAACUACGGAGAUAUCUACUUCAGUGCCACUGUGGUCGAGGACUACAAAACCUUCUGGGUCCAGAAGAACAGCAGCACUCUGAGACUGGACAGCAGUGGGAACUCUGCAGCUGGAGUGUUUUCCUCCUCAAGAGCUCUGCUCUUCAUCAAUCUGCUGAGUCUGUCUGCCUACUGCUGACACACACACACACUCACACUCA